Molecule: messenger RNA, 1959 nt
Organism: Racocetra fulgida
Lineage: Eukaryota; Fungi; Glomeromycota; Glomeromycetes; Diversisporales; Gigasporaceae
Source: the annotation of a GenBank genome assembly
AUGAGUAAUUCUUCCCUGCUUGAUAUUGUUCGCCAAAAAUUAACCGUCAGUGCUAAUGAAUUUCGUAGCAAUUGUCUCUAUUAUACUACGGACAAAAUAAGCGUUAUGGAAUUAAGCACUAUUUUGAAAAAAAAUGCUAAUUAUUGUCGCAAUACCGGAAUUAAAUUAGAAAAAAAAAGGGGGAUGAGUUGGCGAGAAACCAUUACGGAAUAUUUAACUGAGAUUGAUAGAGGAGCGCAGUUAAAUGAACGCCCGCCAAUUGUUAGCAUCAUGGGACAUGUUGACCAUGGCAAAACUACUUUGUUAGACACUAUUCGUAAUACCCAUUUACAAGAGAAGGAGGUAGGAGGAAUAACCCAAAAAAUUACUGUUUCACCCAUUACUUUUCACCAAAAGAAAAUUAUUUUUUUGGAUACGCCGGGCCACAGUGACUUUAUGCAAUUACGUCAGCACGGAAUUUCUUUAACGGAUCUGGUGGUUUUGGUAAUUAGUGCUAGUGAGGGAAUAAUGCCGCAAACCAAUGAGAUUAUUACUUAUCUGCGUGAAUACCACUUACCAGUUAUUGUUUUCAUUAAUCAUAAAAAACCAUCAGAAACAGACAACGAAAGAGUUUUAAAUAAAAUUAAAACGCAAUUACAAGAAAGAGAACUAAAUCCUCUCGAUUGGGGCGGCGAAAUAAUUGUUGUUUCCGGUAGUGUUAAAAAAAAGGAGGAUGUAGAACAUCUUUGUGAAAACAUUCUUCUUUUAGCCGACUAUAAAACCAAUUGGCAGCGUCCGGCCAGUGGCGUAGUGAUUAAUAGUUAUUCUCAUCCCCAAGCCGGAACUAUGUUGACUGAAUUACUAAUUCAAGGAGGACGUUUGCAAGAGAAAAACGAGAUUUUUCUCAACGGAAGAUUAGGUUCAGUCAAAAUAAUUUUCGAUCUGACGGGACGGAAGUUGAGCCAGGCUUUUCCGGGCGAUUUAGUGCGGAUAGUUGGUUGUAAUUUUCCUGCCGAGUUAGGAAACAAAUUUCUGAAUGUUAAUUUGAUUUUUUUGGCUGAUAGCCAAAAUAGUUUGGAAGUUUUGAAUAGUUUGGUUAAAGAUAUUAAUAAUUUUUCGGUAGUUCAUUCAACUGUCGGGAAAAUCACUGAUUCAGUAUUAAAUUUAGCCAAAAUUACUCAAAGUAUUAUUUUGGCUUUCGGUUACCAGUUUUCGACAGUCCAAGAAAAAAUUUUUCGGGAAAAUCACCUCACUUUUUUUAGUAGCAAAAUUAUCUACGAAAUUACCGACAAGUUAAAAAUAAUUCAACGAAAUCAGCAACGAGAAAAAAAAUUAGUGGAAAAAAUAAGAGGAGCGGCCCAGGUUAGCCAAAUUUUCCAUUUUUCCAAGGUUGGGAAAAUUGCGGGUUGUCAAGUAAUAAGCGGCAAGAUUGCCCGUAAUAACUUAGUUCAUGUUUUUCGGAACGAAAAACCGCUGUUUACUGGCUCGAUUCGUAGCCUGGAAAGUAAUAAAGUAACAGUUAAGGAAGUUGUGAGUGGUCAAGAAUGCGGAAUCGUGUUGAAAGGAUUUAGCGAUUUUCAAAUCAAUGAUCAAAUUGUGGCUUUCCAAAGACAAGAAGAGAGACCAACUUUAUCCGGAAAAUCGGCUUUGGCUAAUGUUUUGACUAAUACUGAUAAAUUUUUCGAAGGUAGGAUUGGUUGGAAUAUAACUUCACAAGUUCAGGUGGAAGAAUUUUUUUCCGAAAUAACUGAUGCUGAGGGCCAAACUAUAACUUAUCGGGUAAUAGACUUGCCCGGAACCGAUAAUACUAAGUUAAGCCUCGCCGAAUUAUUUGCCGAAAUAAAAAAGGCUUUGGAAGAAUGUGGGGCACAAUUACACCAAAUUUUUUUCCUCUAUCCCGGACGCAGUAGUAAUCAGCAAAUUACCAAAGCCUACAAACUAUUAAAGAAAAUUAUUUCUCCGUCCGAAGACGAAGCCUGA